Molecule: messenger RNA, 1145 nt
Organism: Chara braunii
Lineage: Eukaryota; Viridiplantae; Streptophyta; Charophyceae; Charales; Characeae
Source: the annotation of a GenBank genome assembly
AGUAAGAGUGGGUUCGGUGUCCGAUGGGGAUUUGCAACGCGCCUGCCACAUUUCAUCGAGCGAUGAACAUGAUAUUCCAGAACUUCGUCAACAAGACGCGGCUAACUCAGGGAAUGAUCAACUUCUGCGUGAUCGUAUACAUGGAUGACAUCCUUGUCUACUCGGAGACCUAUCACGGACAUGCACAACACAUUGAGUGGAUGCUGGGAGCACUGAGAGACGCUGGAUUCAAGAUCGCACUCGAAAAGAGUGAAUUUUUCCUUUCGGAAAUUUCGUUCUUGGGCUACGUCGUGACGCGUGGAGGACUGCGGUCUGACUCCAGAAAGGUCGCGGCGGUAAAAGAAGCUCCGGUUCCCACGUCGCAGACGCAGCUUCGAGCCUUCUUGGGAUUGGCAUCGUACUAUCGUCGUUUCAUCAAGGGCUUCGCCGCGAUUGCACGGCCACUAACGAACCUGUUACGAAAGGACCAGCCUCUCAGUUGGGAUGCGGAGUGUGAGCAGGCCUUGGCGACCCUCAAAGAUGCUCUGGCGACGACACCUAUUUUGAUUCGACCGGACCCAUCGAAACAGUUCAUUCUUAUCACAGACUGGCAACCGGAAGCUAUUUCCGCUAUUCUAGCGCAAAAGGGGAACGAUGGUCGCGAGCACGUCAUCAAGUACACGUCGCGCACGGUGUCAGACGAAAGGAGGAAUGACUCAACACCCCAAGGCGAAUGCUAUGCAGUAGUCUGGGGAAUCCAACACUUCCAUCAGUAUCUUUACGGACAGAAGUUCCGCCUCGUGACGGAUCAUGAGCCCUUGCUGGCAUUGAAGAAGCUCACUAACUACACGGGCAUGAUUGGACGAUGGGCGGUACGACUACAGGAAUACGACUUCGACAUCGUCCAUCGGAAGACAGAAAGGCACGACAACGCGGACGGACUGACACGUCUGCAUCGGCCCGCUAAAGUACCGAAGGGCGAGGAAAUCACCCCGUGGAAGGAGUCGGAACCGGCAAACGGGCCAAAAUACGGACAAGUGGCAGUUCUCCCACGUGGCACGAAGCAAACCAGUGGCAAUGGGUGACGGAGGUAACCUCUCCACCCCUCUUUCUCCCAUCUCCUCUUCGUCUAUUCUCUCCCUGCAUGAUAAAUUUUGCUAUUUUUG